UGCCUCACGUUCUCAGUUUUAGAUCGUGUGUGGGCUGGGCUAAGUCUUAGUCAAGAUCUGGUAAUGGGUUUGCUGAGCGCGGGCGGAUGGUGCGGGACGACUAUAGCUGCUAGGCUGCUAGGCUGCUAGGUUGCAAUCUAGCUGUGCCGGUGAAAUGAUUUGUUUUGAUCUAUUUGUGUGUGUGCUGGAUAGCUGUAGCAACGAUGGUGUCCACCGUGCCUUCUAGAAGGGCUGAGGCAAUGAAGUCGUGUUUACUGUGGCGAAAAAAUUCAGCUUGUGUAUUUGCAAGUAGGAGAUUGUGUGGCCUUGCAGUAAGAGAAAGCAAUCAGGCAUGGAAAGUCUACAGUGGGAUGUUAGAGUACAGGAGUUCUCGGGGAGACCAGCUGGACGCAUCGAAUGGAAAACACAUGUCAACUAAGGGCCUGUAUUUGGCUGUGGCUGGAUCACUCCAUAUGUACAUACACAGACCCAAUUAUCCUGUCCAUCUCAAAUCCAAGGCAACCAAGAUGUGGACUAGUUGGUCGAGGCUUAGCCCACACUAUGGCCCCUUUCCGGUCUUUCAGGUUCGUAUUGUUAAGUUUGCCCUUGCGCGUAGUCGGCCGAGCGCCGACGGCAAUGGCACGACGAUCACCCCCACAACCCGAGAACAGUGAAAGCCAACGUCAUGACUGAGAAAAGAGAGAUGAAGAAAAGAAAUUAGAAUACAGAGAAAGUAUUGGGUAUCUGCUGGCAAACCAGAAUUUCAAAUUGCCCGCCAGAGGUAGGAAAAUGCAAGGGUCAGACAUUCAUGAAGAGUGAACACAAUUCAGAGAGGAAAAGGAG
Aspergillus uvarum CBS 121591 is the source of this 822-nucleotide messenger RNA. RefSeq lists its product as uncharacterized. NCBI's taxonomy places the organism in Eukaryota, Fungi, Ascomycota, Eurotiomycetes, Eurotiales, Aspergillaceae. The record is from RefSeq and is a predicted model, not a curated record. The coding region runs from base 204 to 653 and encodes 149 amino acids. The transcript has a single exon.